This is a messenger RNA of Homalodisca vitripennis (glassy-winged sharpshooter), 1458 nucleotides long. It is a transcript of the gene Rpt4, whose product is annotated as 26S proteasome regulatory subunit 10B. Gene Ontology annotation, biological process: positive regulation of RNA polymerase II transcription preinitiation complex assembly. The record is from RefSeq and is a predicted model, not a curated record. Gene Ontology annotation, cellular component: proteasome regulatory particle, base subcomplex; cytosolic proteasome complex. Gene Ontology annotation, molecular function: ATP binding; ATP hydrolysis activity; proteasome-activating activity. The coding region runs from base 201 to 1382 and encodes 393 amino acids. Lineage: Eukaryota; Metazoa; Arthropoda; Insecta; Hemiptera; Cicadellidae. The transcript is spliced from 9 exons.
UUUAUGUUAGGUGGUCUGUGGAUUGUGUGUAUGGAACUGAGUACUGAAUACUGACUGUCUAGUGUCUACUGUCUAGUCUAAUUGACUUGGAAUAAAUAACCUUAUUUGUAUUGCACUGUUCGGGAAUUAAUAUAAUUUAGUUAAUUCGUAGGGAUAAGUUAUAAUUAAGUAUUUACUGUUAGUACAUAUUCACAGUAACUAUGACGGCAACAACUGAUUCGGUUCGUGAAAAGGUGUUACAAGAGUAUAGAAAGAAACUAUUAGAACAUAAAGAAGUCGAGAGUAGAUUGAAAGAAAUGAGAGAACAACUUCGGGAUUUAACAAAACAGUAUGAUAAAUCAGAAAAUGAUUUGAAAGCCCUUCAGAGUGUUGGUCAGAUUGUUGGGGAGGUGCUGAAACAGCUGACUGAAGAAAAGUUCAUCGUAAAAGCCACAAAUGGACCUCGCUACGUUGUUGGUUGUCGUCGUCAGUUGGACAAAGCCAAGCUGAAAUCCGGCACAAGAGUAGCUCUGGACAUGACAACCCUCACCAUCAUGCGCCACUUGCCUCGUGAGGUAGACCCUCUCGUAUACAACAUGUCACACGAGGACCCAGGUGACGUCACGUACUCAGCUAUCGGAGGCCUCAGCGAGCAGAUCCGUGAGCUGAGAGAGGUCAUAGAAUUGCCUCUGCUGAACCCUGAGUUGUUCCAACGUGUUGGCAUCACACCACCUAAAGGUUGCUUGCUGUACGGACCUCCUGGCACUGGGAAGACUUUGCUAGCUCGAGCUGUGGCCAGUCAGCUAGACGCCAACUUUCUUAAGGUUGUGUCCAGUGCCAUAGUAGACAAGUAUAUCGGAGAGAGCGCACGUCUCAUACGAGAAAUGUUCAACUACGCUCGGGACCACCAGCCCUGCAUCAUCUUCAUGGAUGAAAUUGAUGCCAUCGGUGGGCGUAGAUUUUCAGAAGGUACUUCUGCAGACCGAGAAAUCCAACGAACGCUUAUGGAGCUUUUGAAUCAGAUGGACGGUUUUGACUCUCUUGGUCAGGUAAAAAUGAUAAUGGCAACAAAUCGGCCUGAUACCUUAGAUCCUGCCCUGCUACGUCCAGGCCGUUUGGAUCGUAAAAUAGAAAUACCUCUGCCUAAUGAGCAAGCUCGCUUAGAGAUUUUGAAAAUCCACGCUGGCCCCAUAGCGAAGCAUGGCGAUAUUGAUUAUGAAGCCGUUGUAAAACUAUCUGACAGUUUCAAUGGAGCGGACUUGCGUAACGUAUGCACUGAAGCAGGCUUGUUUGCCAUUCGAGCUGAAAGAGAAUAUGUCAUUCAAGAAGAUUUUAUGAAAGCAGUAAGGAAAGUUGCUGACAACAAGAAAUUGGAAUCUAAGCUUGAUUAUAAACCAAUCUAAGUGUGCAGGAAAGGUUGAUUUGUUUUGUAAGAAUAUACUUAAAAAAUGCAUUAAAAGUAAAUUUUUCUCAAGUGUU